Bicyclus anynana (squinting bush brown) is the source of this 5357-nucleotide messenger RNA. RefSeq names its product sepiapterin reductase (gene Sptr). The record is from RefSeq and is a predicted model, not a curated record. NCBI's taxonomy places the organism in Eukaryota, Metazoa, Arthropoda, Insecta, Lepidoptera, Nymphalidae. The transcript is spliced from 3 exons. Bases 462 to 1265 code for a protein of 267 amino acids. Gene Ontology annotation, biological process: tetrahydrobiopterin biosynthetic process. Gene Ontology annotation, molecular function: sepiapterin reductase (NADP+) activity.
CAAAUAUUGUCAAAUACAAAAUGUCAAUGUGAUUGUGCGAUGUCAAUUGUCAAUUUUUUUAAUUCCUCGAAGCAGUGAUUUAAUUUUUCGCUCAAGGUUUUUCAUAAUCCUUUCACAAAUUAAUAAUCGCCCAUUUGGCUUUUUAGGCCUUCAUGUUUGAUGGAUCCCUGGGGCUGUCAAAAUAAUAUCACAUCUACUGUGCCAGAGUUUGAAGACAACUUCAAACCAGAGAAAAGUGAUAAAUUGGCUGAUUCUGCUGAGUAUUUAGCUGUUCUUGAGAGAAAACUCGAGAAGUUGAAAAAGAAGAACAAAGUUGUGGACAAUUUAUCGGCGUAUAGAGCAGAUUGUAUCGACCGGUUGAUCAGAGAGGGCUGUGACUUGGACCCUGUCAUUGGAGACACAGAAUCUGAGAAACUACUUCAAGAAUAACCGCUUGACAUUGUGAACCCUUGUAAGUAGUCAUGGCAUCAUCAUCGACCAACAUAGACCUUUCAGAACCAUCCUUCUGCGUUGUGUCGGGAGCUUCUCAAGGUAUAGGUCGAGCUAUCGCUGUGGAAAUCGCCAAAUGCCUCGGACCCGAUUCCCUCAUGCUGUUGCUAGCACGAAACAAUGAAGAACUCGCUGUAACAGCUGGUUUAUGUGAGUCAGAGAAUGUCAAAGUUGUUUGCAAUGCUGUUGAUUUGUCAACUGCAACAGAGGAGCUGAUGAUGGAUAUCCUCCAAGGAGCCAUAUCUGGACGUCAAGUUGACGAGUUUGCCCACGCUCUAAUUUUCCAUAAUGUUGGGUCCCUUGGCAAUUUGGCAAUCGAGACGUCCCGUAUGGAGAAUAUACAAGAGCUUCGUAAAUAUUACGACCUGAACGUAUUCAAAGUGAUAUCGCUUAACACUCAGUUCCUCAAACUGUUUGAAGAGUUCGAGGAGAAGGUCAUAAUUGUUAAUAUAACAUCUCUGUGCGCUAUCAAACCUAUGGGAGGCAUGGCUUACUAUUGCAGUGGCAAAGCUGCCCGUGAAAUGUAUUUCAGAGUUUUGGCUGAGGAGAAAAAGCAAAUCAAAGUCCUGAAUUACUCUCCUGGGCCGGUGGAAACGGCUAUGAUUGACAAUGUCCUGGAGGAGGCCAUUAACGAGAAUCUCAGGGAUGUUUUCACGUCCUUCAGAAACCAAGGCACUCUGUUGAAACCAGAGAUUACUGCCAAAAAAUGUGUCAAAGUUUUGCUCUCGGGCAAAUUUUCUCCUGGAGAACAUGUCGAUUAUUUUGACGAUGAGUAAUGUUACAAUUUCUCAUUUUGUAAACUCGUAAUCUCUUGAAUAUUACAUAAAUUGAUAUAGGAUCUCUACAAACUAUUAGCAGAACAAAUUAAAAUGAUGAAAUAUAUAUUCUAAAAUAAGAUUUUGUUUAGAUGUUUGAUGAUGGUGAAAAUUUUUUAAUGAUUUUUAUUUUGACAUCUGUUCCCAAUAUCCCGUAAAAAUAUGUAAUUUUCAAUGCAAAAUCUAUUUAGCAGUUUUUAUGUGGUUCUUUUUAAACAAAUAUUUUUUUUAUUUUAUAGUUCAGUAUAAGUUAUAUUUGUUUCAAUUCUCUUCUUUAAAUAAAAUUUAAAAUUUAAAUUUUUACAUAUGUUUAAAUUUGUUCUGCUACACUUUUGUAUAUGUUAAAAUUGGUGUUACAAAAUUGUAUACUCAUAAAGAACAACUGAUGCUGCAAAUACUCAAAAUUAUUCAAAUUCAUAACAUUCCAUUAAUUAGUAUAAUAUAGAAAAUUUAGUAACUCUCAUAUCAUAUAAAUUAUUAUUAUAGAUGUAUAAAGGUGAGUUCAGAUUAUAGAAAAUGUUAUAUAACAUUUAAACAAACAUUGUUUAUCUGUAUUAUUAAGAGAGAUAUAACAAAAACUAACAUAUUUAGGUGGUUUGAUAAUAAUUAGAAAUAUAGUAAUAGCAUGACCAAACAAAAUAUCCAAAUUGGCCACAAAUAUCUUUAGCAAUCUGUUUUGUAUGCUUAUUGUAAGAAAUUAGUUCCCUUUUUUGGCCGCAACUUUAUCAUACAUGUUUAUUAUUUUUACAGUCGAGUCAAACUAUAUAAGGACUUAUCACUGAUGUCUAUAUAUUGGAUAUUAUUAUUGAACACGAAAUGAAAAUGAAAAUGAAAUUUUUGUUUUAAAUAAUAGGGCUGAGACCUUCUUUUAGGUAAAUACCUGUGUCAGAAGGUCUCGCUCUUCCUUUAUAAACAUCAUUGUCGUAACUUUUACAUUAUUGUUAAACAUUGAUUUUUUAAAUUACUAAACUUGUGUCUUGGUAACAUUUUUUAGAUUUAUCUGUCAAUUAAAAUUUCUACAUAAUUGAAAUAUGUUAUAUAACCAUGUUGUAUAACAAUUCGUAAUGUGAACUCACCCUAAUAUUUGUUGCUUUGAUAACAAACUGGUAGGCUAUGGCUAUAACGUGUAGUAGAUUGUUGUUUGUGUUGUUUCUUAUGUACGUUUUCUACUUGUCUGUGUUGUUGUCUGCGUUUACACCUUGACACAGCUCAACAAAAGAAAAUGAUUUUCUUGCUCAAGUUAUAAUUGUUUUUUUUUAAUAAAUUUUUCAGUACUUUAGUGAUAAAUUGAUGGCCUGGAUGGCCGGAUGGAGGUCCUGGGUUCGAUCCCCGGCUGGGCCGAUUGAGGUUUUCUUAAUUGGUCCAGGUCUGACUAGUGGGAGGCUUCGGCCGCGGUUAGUUACCGGCAAAGACGUACCGCCAAGGGAUUUAGCAUUCCGGUACUAUGCCGUAUAGAAACCGAAAGGGGUGUGGAUUUUCUUCCUUUUCCUAAAUAGUUAGCCCGCUUCCAUCUUAGAUUGCAUCAUCACUUACCAUCAGGUGAAAUUGUAGUCAAGGGCUAACUUUUACUAACUAAUUAAAAAAAAUCAUAAUCAUAAUCAGGUUCUUGUUUCUUAGCCCGACUUACUUCUACAGAUAAUCAUAGAUAACUUAUCUCAAGAAAACUUGAUUAUUUCAAGAUUCUGUCUUUUAAGACAAUCCUCGUUAAAACAGGAAAGUUAGUUCACAAGGAAAACUAUGAUUUCUAAAGUCUUUAAUGUUUUUAAAACAUCCCUUGUGGAAAAUGUUUGUGUUGAUUAUUCGAGCUGUACUACAUUCCAAAUAUAUUUAUAAGAGUUCCUGUAUUUAUGUUAUCUACUGUUAAAUAUAAGUAUAAAGUUUCUAAUGUACCUAUUUGUACUAUAAACCUGAUUGCAUAUUACAGGACACACCAAUUAAUUAAGCACAUUUUUUCACCGACUUAAAAAGUAUGAUAUAGUCCUUUUAAGCAAUUCAUUAAAAAAAAACUUUAUAAAACAUUACUAGUUUUAGAAGAUUGUUAUAUUUUGGGGCCCUUUUUUAGUUCAUUAUCCUUAAUAAAAUAUCUUUUGCGCACCACGACUUCUAAAGACAAAAACAUAGGUUUUCUGUUGUUUUCGAUUCCGCCGCUAUUGGUCAACAUUUGUCUUUCUCUCGACUCGAGGAGUCGUGGUGAACAUCAUAGGCCUACUGGAAAGUGUAAUCUGUAAUAUGUAGUCAGUAGAAGGUUUUUUAAAGCAAGCGAGACGAGAUAGGUUAAAAUAAUACUUUACUAGCACCAGGAGUUCGUAAAAUUUUGUUUUUCACACAUCUCGCGGGAACUAUGCUUCCAUCUUAGAUUGCGUCAUCUCUUACCAUCCGGUGAGAUUGUAGUCAAAGGCUAACUUGUAAAGAAUAAAAACAAAAAAAAAGGAGUUUGUAAUAUUUUGUUUUACACGCAUCCACAGAAAAGAUAUUACAACCAGUAGUUGGACUUCAUACUAGAGGUCGAAACGCGAGCUAUACCUACGCUCCUUGAACAUGGGGUGAUCGUAGGGUGAAGACAGUCGCGACUGUGCCGCGGUGACGAACGAACGCACGGUGUAUUAACAGAGUAAAGUGUAUUAAUAGUAUUAGAUUUUUUUAAUUAUGACCAGUAGGACUGCGCGGGUGUGAAGUCGUACGCGCUGGGCAUCGUUACCCCCCUCCCGGACCGCGCCGACCUUCGGGAGUGUUACGAACAAAUUUGCCAAGCACACAUACUGAUAAAUGAUAUGUCAUUAGACUCGUCUAGAUAGGCCGAGUGUCACUGGGUAACUUAGUUCUUAAAAAAUCAAAAUGGCGGAUUUUAUGCACUUUAAUGUGCAAGCUCAUAAAACUUUUGCUCAGCUUGGCAUUGGUGACAAGAAUUUUAACCGACUUACAAAAAGAAUCGUAUCGUAUUUACAGCGAUAUUUCCGUCAUUUGUAAACCGUUUCUUUUUUGUUUGGAUGAAUAUUCUUUCAGGUUAGUCCCAUUUUUUUCAUGUCAGGAUCUGAUAAUGGCAUCCUAGAGAAAUCUAGGGGAACUAUCGUAUCGUAGGGACAAUUAGUGCGUUUGUUCAUUGUUUCAUUAUCUAUUUUAAAUCACUACAAUUUCAUGAAGGUAUUUAUCUUUUUUUUUAUUUGUUCACGUAGUGUGGAGGUAAUACCUAGAUGGCAUCACCGAAAUAAAUAUGUUUAAGAAUACGACCAAUCCUUCAAGAUCAUUGACGUAGUAUCAGCCUUAAUUAAAUCAACCAAUCAAAAAACACGCAUUUUUAUUUAUCACUUCCCAUUUUACUACAAUUUACAAAGUAUUUUAUUUGUUUAUAUUUAAAUAAGUUUAUUUACAAUCACAAAACUAAGUGGAAACACAAAGUUAGCAAAUGUAAUUAAAUUGCUGCAUGCGGGCAGCCCUAUGACAUGUUUACGUACCGCGCGGCUGUAGGUAUUUAUUUCAAAAAUACGGCCGAGUUAUUAUACUGCUUGUAAUAUCUUUACUGUGACGCAUCCCGCGGGAUCUAUGGGGUUUUUUGGGAUCAAAAGUAGCCUAUUUUGAUCCAGGGUAUGUUAUUUUUAUGUUCCAAAUUUCAGCCCAAUCAGAUCAGUAGUUGCGACGUGAAGGAGUUAUAAACAUACACACUUUGGCUGGUGGAAGGCUUCGGUCGUGGCUAAUUACCACACUACCGGCAAAGAAGGCCAAGCGAUUUAGUGUUCCGGUACGAUGUCGUGUAGAAACUGAAAGGAGUGUGGAUUUUCAUCCUCCUCCUAACAAGUUAGCCCGCUUUCAUCUUAGAUUAGGUAGAUAGGGCUUACUUGUAAAGAAUAAAAAAAAAAUAUUACACACAAUCUUUCACCUUUAUAAUAUAAGUGUGAUGUGAUGAAAAAAAUUAUUAAAAAAGUUUUAAUGGUAUUUUUUUUUUAUCUUCUCUUGCUGGCUUGCUUUAGAAAACGUUCUUAUUUAUGUCUAUAUUAUAUGUGUGUAUCGAAAUAUAUUAUGAAUGCAAUUCAUAUUAAUAAAGUGCUUGAAUUGGAA